AUGACCUGCAGCACUGUGUGUAGACAACGGCGGAUUAGUAUGCGGAGCCUCCUGAUUAUUGCAGGUUCAUGUCUCUGUGCAGUCACCUUAUCUGGAUGCGACACGCAGUGUAAGCAGGAACUUCAGGCUGAUCGCAUUAAGCUUCACUUAGAGCAAGUGGCACAUGAGGAGUGCAAAGGGAACGCAACUGAGUUGCACCACCAAUUGGGCAGUUGUAAUCGAAACAUUGGAAAGUGCAACGAACAAAGGAGCGAGGUCUUGUCUGAUUUGAAUCAACAGUUGGACGAUUGCCGCGCAAGUUUCAAUUUCCAACCCGAAGCGCCAAUGGUAGAUGAUUAUGAUGAUAAUCGCUCGUGGCACCAAUACGACGCCAUAUUCGAUGUUCGAUCAUUGUCGAAAGACAGAAGCAUCGAGUGGCCUGUAUACAGUGCGGGUGACGCUCUUGAUGAAGUCCGUCGCGACAGCCCGUUGAUUUGUAUCACUGGCAAGUUCAAUUCCGGAAAAUCGUUCUUAGCGUCCAAGUUAUACGGCGUGUCCUUGCCAGUUGGCGACACGGUGCCCACUGUGGGGCUCAGCGUUGCUUGCCUGCAGGUCCCAAACCAACCCUACCAAGAUUGCCUCAUCGAUUCGCAAGGCUUUUCAACCCCCGUUGGGCCUGAUGACCGUGGCGAGAGGCUUCAUGAGAAGUUGCUUCAGGAUUUGCAGACUGACAUCUGUUUGCAGUCGGCCGACAUGGCAAUCUGGGUUGUCGGCGAAGGUAUCACCAGUCACGAGCAGGACAGAAUGAAGGGCUUCAGGCUGGAAAGGAGCAGUGCUAUGCUGAACAGGCACGGUGCUACGUUGGUGGUGGUUCACAGCUUCCGGACAGCUACUUCCAAGAAGCAAUUGGAUGACAUGUGGGAGCGGUUUGCGUUGGAGGCAUAUCCAGACAUGUCCAUUCAGUACGUAAACGGGUCUGUUCCGUACAUGUAUGGAGAGACGCAGUUGUUGCCACCUGAAGAGGACACGAUCUAUGAGUGUGAUUCAGAGGGACAGAGGCAGACAAGUAGCACAUCUCAAGGCACAGUGACACACUUUGCAUUAGCGAAUGAAGGCAGCAGCUUCGGAAAAGGAUACAAUAACGCUGUACGUGAAGCCAUUUUUGAUUUCAUACGAAUACAGCGGCUGCGCACAGACAAAUCAGGUUGGACAAUCAUGAACCGGAUCAUGGCUCCAUUGCGAGAGGAUGGGCACAGGGGUCUCAUCAGCAAGAAAUACAUCGAUGACGCACGUUUUAGGAAGAGCGGGCGUGCACCACAGUGGACAGUCUCUGACGCCCUCAACGAGAGCGACUCGUAUCGGAACCUUUGCCAGAACCGAAGUGAUGUGUCAAUCAAGACGUGCACACAUGCAUUUGGCAAUGUCCCCUUUGCUCGGAAAAUGACCCUCAAUUGGCCACCUGAUGCUGAAUUAUCUUAUCUAGUGGCGGAUUACGUUACAAUGCGGCAAGAGGAUUACAGCUCCAAUAUGCAACGGAGCGACACAAUCCAAGAACAGGUGUGCGAAGUGAGUGCCACUGGGGAGCGCAGGGUGGUCAUUCAGCUCCCUGGUUGCAGCACGCUCAGUGUAACGGCAGACUCCAUCAAACAAAAGGCGACAGUUCUGUGCGGGCGGACUCAGCAAGCUUUUGGUGGGGUGCCACCCCGAGCAUUUGCCGCCAGAACUGAGGAGUUCGAAAAGAACGCAAGGCGUGGCGAGCAAUAUUUGGGCCAUCGCUACGUGGAUGGCCUUUUAAUUCUCACAUUCGUCAACGGCGAGCUGCCCCUCGGCGUGGAACAAUCUGACUUCUUCUGGCGACUCUGUUCGAAGGUAUGGCCUUCUUUGCCACUCUUUCAGAUUGACCCACAUAGACGUGUUAAGAUGUUCCAAUUUGUUUGUCAGGCCAUCGUCUCUGUAGUCGGAAUGUUGGUCGCCGUUUGUGUCCGGCGUCUCAACCAAGGCGAAACCUGCCCCCAAAACUACGAAGCUCGCCCAGAUUCUGAUAUCCUUCAGCCUCCAGAUCGGAUCUCUGUCGAAAUGAUCACCCCGCUCACGGAUUAUGUGUGGAACAUGGCCUCCAAAGAGAGCGGCGGUGAUUUGGCCAGGUUCUACCCCUCGGUGGUUUUCAGUUAUGCCACGGGUCGGCGCGAGGGGGACGAAGAUGGUGUAGGCCCUGGACUGUACUGGACGGCGAAAUUGCAGCAGGUCUUAUUCGAGGCGGCGGGGGUCCCAUCGUUCUCUGGUCUAACUUUGUCAGCGGGCAGGCCAUGGAAGGAUUUCAUGUGGCGGCUUGAUAAGAAGCUAUGCCCCAAAGGGUCCAAUGUAGCAAAGGUGUUGGUAGUGCUGCUGACCGAGGCGCUGCUCAAGUCGAAGCCAUGCUUGGAGGAAGUUGCCACUGCAUGCAGAAACAACAUACCUUUGAUUGUUCUUAGAUUCGACGACGACUGCAACUUACGCAACAAAUGGACCAACCUCGAGGAUGACGAUCGCCGCAGAAGGUGGUUACAAGCUAUUGGAGACAAGCUUGACAGUCAGCACAUUCCGUCGGCAGGGAAGUUCUACGAUGCCUGGUCUGACUCUCAUCUGAGCUGUUUCCUUCAGAGCGUGGGCAACAUAGUAGGACAUAAGUUUUUGCACGAGAGGUAUUCCACGACGAGGGCUUCGACAGACGGCGCCGACAGCGGCGCGCCUGUCCAGGCGCAGCCCGACAGCCUCGCGGCGUUCGUGCCCGAGGCCUCGGCAGCGGGGUUCGAAGCCGGGUGGUUUAGACGGUGA
Prorocentrum cordatum is the source of this 2793-nucleotide messenger RNA. NCBI's taxonomy places the organism in Eukaryota, Dinophyceae, Prorocentrales, Prorocentraceae. The record is from the annotation of a GenBank genome assembly.